This is a messenger RNA of Dermatophagoides pteronyssinus (European house dust mite), 9343 nucleotides long. RefSeq lists its product as uncharacterized. Gene Ontology annotation, cellular component: plasma membrane. Gene Ontology annotation, molecular function: protein binding; G protein-coupled peptide receptor activity. Gene Ontology annotation, biological process: adenylate cyclase-activating G protein-coupled receptor signaling pathway; hormone-mediated signaling pathway; activation of adenylate cyclase activity. Lineage: Eukaryota; Metazoa; Arthropoda; Arachnida; Sarcoptiformes; Pyroglyphidae. The record is from RefSeq and is a predicted model, not a curated record.
GGAAAAAAAAAUUAUUUAUUGAUAGAUAAUUUAUUACUUUUUUUUUGAUUAUACAUGUGAUAUGUUUAGAAUUUGGUAUUCAUUUGUUAUUUUAUUUGUACAUUAUCAAACAAGUAUUCAGCAAUUAAAUUCGACAGAAUUUUUUGCAAAAAAUUGUGCCCAAUUAUGGCAACAAUAUGGUCUACGUGAUUCGGGAAAUUAUACACUUAUUUUAGAUGAUUCAACUGAAUCAUUCAACAUCGGUAUUCAAGUUGAAUGUGAUUUGUCAUCAGCAUUGGAUGAUGAUUCACAAAUCGAUGGUGUUUAUCUUGAUGAAAGUGAAAAGGUUUUUGAAGUGAAAACCAUAAUUCAUCAUGAUUCAGAAGAGCCACGAUUAGUUCAAGGAUAUGAAUCUCCGGGAUCUUUUGAACGUAAUAUCAUAUACAACUAUGGCCACUUUCGGCGACAAUCAUCAUCAUCAUCAUCAUCAUCGAAAAAUGACCAUCAAUUGUUUAUGCGACAGAUCGAAAUGAUUAUCAAUUCAUCAUUCAGUUGUCAACAGUACAUACGUUGGGAUUGUAAAGGUUCAGUGUUUAGUUUUUGGUUUCAACAUUAUCAUAGUUGGUGGUUAGAUCGUAAUGGUCGAACACGUACUUAUUGGGGUGGUGCUGAACCUGAUUCCAAUAGUUGUGGCUGUUUUCCUUAUUGCCAUCAUACAGUGAAAAAUUCAACAUGUAAUUGUGAUGCAAACAUGAAAACAGAUUGGCUUGAAGAUUCAGGGUUAUUAUUGAGCAAAGAACGUUUACCUGUAACACAACUUAGAUUCGGUGACACUGGAGAAUCAUAUGAAGUUGGACGUUAUACAUUAGGACCAUUAAUUUGUCGAUCCUAUGGACAUCGAAAUGCUUCAUUAGGUCAUUUUAAAGCUCCGGUAACAAUAACAUCACCAGGUUAUCCUAAUCGUUAUCCACCUGCUUUUCGACGUUAUGAAUGGAUCAUUACUGUUGAUAAUGGCCAAUGGAUUGAAAUGGUUUUUCCCGAAUACGAUAUAAUUCAUCAUGGUGCUUAUGUGAGCGUACCUGGAUGUCGUUAUGCAACCGAAGUUGAUAUUUUUCAUAAACAAAAAACCAACAGCAAUAAAAGCACUAUAACAUUUACUUACUCUGGACAUGAAUGGUAUUUGGUACAUUCUAUUCGACGAGAAAAAUCAUCGCCACCUUAUUAUGUCACUGAUGGAUCGGAAACAUUAUUCAAAUUAAGAUUUAUUACCUGUAAUCAACAACGUUCAUUAAUAAAUGAUCAUAAAGGAUUUAAAGUCGAAUUUCGUUUUUCCAAAUGUCCAACCUGUAAUAUUGGACCAAAUUUUUCUACAAAUUGUUUUGUCGAACCUGAUCACUGUCUUUAUAUCUAUUCACAAGGCUAUCCAUUUCCACAUUAUUUAUAUGGGAAAAAAAUCGAUCACGAAAAACGUAUUCAUCAAUGGCAGAUAGCCACUAAUGUUAAUUAUACAUUGCAAAUUGAAUUCAAUGAUUUUGAUGUUAUUUCAACACCUGGUCAACAUUAUUGUGAUAAUGAUUUGGUGACAAUAUAUGGUAAAAAAUAUACCAAAAACAAAACUGAUUAUUGUAAUAUUAAUCGUUUUAAUAUUGGAAAAUUACAUUCAAAAUCUAAUUAUAUGGAAAUAAUUUUGCAAACAUCAUUGAGAAAAGUCGGUAAUAGUAGAGGUAUUCAUGCAACAGUUCGUUCCAUACAUCAACAACGUUUAAUAAAAAGAAAUUCAGUAAAAAAUGCAGCCGAAGGUCGGCCCACUGAUCAAAGUUCCACACGUUCUCCUCGAGAAUCAUCGCUAGCCGUGGACAAUAAUUUUGAACAACGAGAAGCGGCCAAAUGUUCGUCAACAAAUUAUGAACGUGAACCUUGGUGGCGAGUCAAUCUACAAAAACGACAUCGAAUUCAUGGUGUAAAAAUCUAUAGUUAUCUGGGAAAACAUGAAACUCCGUUAAUGCAGCCAAACAUCAUGCUUGAACAUCAUACAGACAUUUCACCACAAUGUGAUCGUGAAUGGCCAGUUGGUAAUUAUGCUUUGCCAAUGCCGGCUUCUGGUUGUCCAGCAUCCGGCAAAAUUGGCGGAUCAAAAUGGUUGACUGGCAAACGCUUUCAUGCAGUUCAAUAUGAUAAACCAUAUGAUGAUAAAAUUCGUUAUUGGUCCGAAAAUAUAAUGCUUAAAGGCGGCGCCACAUCAACUGGAAUCGAACAACAUUUUUGUGUUCAUGCCGAUGAUAAAAGAAAAACGACAGAGAAUUCAAAUGAAACAUGUACAUGGCAGCCUGGAAAAUAUUGUAUUUUACAAUAUGGUCAUUCUUGUCCAGAUGGUUUUCAAAUCGGAUCUAUCACUUGGUUUGAUAAAAGCUUAAAUAAAAGUAAUUCAGAUUUGCUUAAUUUUAUUGAAGGAACAAUGCCAAAAGGUGAUUAUACAACACACAAUACAACAUUGUAUUUCUGUUGUCGUGAAGAUGGUGAUCCGACAAAGCCAAUAAAUCUUCCGAAAACAAGACCAUUCUAUUUGUUUCAAUAUGGACGAAUUUGUCAAGAAGUUGCCGAUAUGAGCGAAAUGGAACAUUUUUUCCAUUAUGAAGAAGAAGUCGUUCUUUACGGUGCUUUACCUGAUCUAGUUUUUGCUUCAGGACAGAAACUGAAAUUCCAAGAUCCACAUCCACGUAUUGAAGUUACAUUGUUUGAUCGGGGUCUUACCUUGCAUUAUUGUUACUAUGAUAUUGCCGAUAAAUUGAAAGGAUUUCAAGUGCUAGUUGAUACAACACCAGAUACAUUCGGUUAUGGACGAUGGUAUGAUGGCGAUAGUGGUCUCACUAGACCAGUAAACAAACCAUUUCUUUCGGCAGUCGAAUGCGCUUCAUACGGUACAACAGAAGAAGAAUUUGCCGAUAUUACAUUGAAUUGUACGCAACCGAUUGAAGGACAAUAUGUCAUCAUAUUCAUGAAAGAUAGACAAGAUGCUUUACAACUUUGCGAAGUGGUCGUAUUCGGCGAAGAAUCUUGUGGUCGACCAUUAGGUAUGGCUACAGAAGAAAUACUUGAUUCGGCCAUAACGGCAUCGACUUUUGAUUCAAGCAAAGGUCUUGUAUAUCAUCCAUACAAUGUUCGUUUGAAUAGUUUCGCAGCUUGGUGUACUACCAAUACCGAUUCUGAUAAACAUAUACAAAUCGAUUUACGGCUACAAAAUUCAAACAUUGUUUUCGAUUCAAAAUUACCGAUGAGUGAUGAAUCCAAUUGGAAUCAGGUGAACUAUGUAACCAUUGUUGGGGUGGCAAUGCAAGGAAUGCCACAUGGAUUUAAAAGCUAUUUUGUUACACAUUUUCAACUAUUAUUUUCAAAUGAUUCAUUACUUUGGACAUAUGAAGAAGAACCGAUUGGUAGGCAAAAAAUAUACAAAUGUGUUCAAUGUGAAGCUCAACAUGUUGAUCCUAAUGAAGUUGUUAUGUAUAAUCUGCUUAAACCGGUCGUAGCUCGAUUCAUACGAAUCAAAAUCAUAGCAUUUCGUGGCGGACCUUGUAUGCGACUCGAAUUGAUUGGAUGUCGCGGUGAUAAGAAAAAUUUCUGCUCAAGAACAUUGACUGCUUUAACACCUGGUGUUAUUUCAUCGCCCAAUUAUCCAUUCUAUUAUGCUCAAUAUAAGUCUUGCGUUUGGCACAUUAAGCCAAACACACCGGAUCGUCAUAUUGAACUGGAUUUUAUUGUUCUAGAUUUAGCACCGGCAGAGAAAAGUGGCGGUAAAUGUCAUGAUGGUUUAUACAUAAAUCAUUCGCCACAGAAAUCGCUUAUUACCAUUGAAGCUCCAUCGACAGUUGUUUCAGGUAUUCAUCGUACAGCACAUUCUUUUCUUCAACGAAAUUUUCCUAAAAAAAUUAUCUCCAAUGGUGCCGUAACAUUAACAUUGAAUACCUGUUUUCGUUUUUCAAUGACUCGGUUUCAAGGAUUUCUAGUACGAUUUCGUGAAACGGAUUGUCCAGGAUGUGGAAUUGGUGAUCCACGCUGUUCUCGUUUGCAUAAUUGCACUUCACUUUGUGGUCGAAUACUUUCGAUCAAUUAUCCUUUGAAUUAUCUUAAUAACCAUCGAUGUCGAUGGUUGAUUCGAGCACCGGCAGGUCAUUAUUUCAAUAUAACUAUUGAAGAUUUUGAUGUUGCAGGAUCUCAGGAAAAUCCGACAAAAUCGUCUGCAAAUCGACCACUUAAACAUUGUCUAUUUGACCAUCUUUCAUUUAUUGAUCCAUCAACUGGAAUGGUUCUGGGAAGAUAUUGUAAUACAAACAAGCCAUCAAAAUUUAUAUUUUCCAAUUGGAACGAAUUGUUGAUCGAAUUUAGUUCAGAUUCAUCUGGUAAUGGUCGUGGAUUCAAAUUGAAAUAUAAAGCCGAACGAUAUCAUUUACUUCCGGAAGCUAUACCUUUGUUGUUAACACCGAUAUAUUCUUGUCCAAAUGGUUGGCUUUAUUUUCGAGGUUAUUGCUUUGCAGCAUUUGUAGAAGAAGAAUCACUUCAAUGGUAUGAAGCUGAAGAGAAAUGUGCACAAAAAGCUAAAGGACGUGAUGGACAUUUAGUAUCGAUUACUGAUUCUCUCGAAAUGAAUGUCGUUCAUUAUUGGAUUAUAGAACAAUGGAAACUAAAACCACAUCAAAGUAUUUAUAUCGGAUUAAUUGAUACAAAUCGUGAAGGUUUCUAUAAUUGGUCUGAUGGUAAUCCUAUGAGCUAUACCGAUUGGUACAGGAAUAGUUUCUGGCCACUAGAUUCAUCUGAAACAACAUUCUUUUCUCAACAACAACAACAACAGAAUCACCAACAGAAAAACUGGUCCAAUACAAAUGAAUAUAAUUCACAUUCAAAAUCGACGAUGAUCAGUUGGAAUGGUGAUUUGAAUAAUUUUUUCAAUCAAUAUUCUCAACCAGACGGCGGAGCUUUUGAAGAUUGUACUGUAAUUAAUUUUCAUUCUAUUCAUUCAACAUUGAAUUGGCAUGAUGUACCGUGUUCUUUAGGCAAAAAAGUUAUGCCAACCGUAAAGAUAGUCAAUAAUAAUGCAACAACAAUUGCUUCAACAAUUAAUCUUAUGAACAAUAGCAGUCAAACCAAUUCCACCAUCAUCCGUAAUCGUAAUAUGAUUCUUAAUCAUAAUGAUGGUUUAAUUCGAAGUUAUAUUUGUAAAAUGGAUUCGAAUUCAUCCAUACAUCAACAUAGUCCACGUAGAGCAUUAUUUACUCGAAGAAUCAGUGAAGAUAAAAAAAAGAAAAUUAGAUCAAAAGUCGAUACAAACCGAUAUUUUGUUUGUAACAAUUAUGAAGUAAUAUCUAAUCUAUUUCGAUGUGAUGGUACUGCUAAUUGUCGUGAUGGUAGCGAUGAAACUGAAGGCUGUUCAAUUAGUGAUGAAUGUUUGGAAUCACAAUUUCAAUGUGCUAAUAGUCAUUGUAUUGCUAUUGGAAAGUAUUGUGAUUUUGUGGACGAUUGUGGUGAUGGAUCCGAUGAAAUAUUCUGCAUUCGACGUCAUUGUAAAAAAAAUUCCGAAUUCAAAUGUAACAAUGAUCAAUGUAUACCGAAUUAUAAAAGAUGUAAUUUGAUUCAUGAUUGUCGCGAUCAAAGUGAUGAAGAUAAUUGUAGUGGAAAAUGCAAUCUAAACACUACAUUUCAAUGUUACUAUGGUAAUUGUAUUCCGGUAUAUGCUUUAUGUGAUCGUCAUCGUGAUUGUCCUGGAAAAUUCUUUGAAGAUGAACACGAAACUGUAUGUUCAAUGUUGAACCAAAGUGACCAACAUCAAAGUCCUUUCGUAUUUGAUACUCCUUCAUCAUCAUCAUCCAAUAAUUAUCAUGAAAAACCAUAUCGAUGGCGACGUGGUUCCAGUUUAACUAAUCAUCUGAAAAAACGGUACCGUCGAAAUAAAACAUCAUCAUUUUGUGAUCAAAAAAUAGACACUCGCCAAGAAACUUGUCAAGAUUUGCUUAAAUACCAAGGUAUGAUGCAAGAUGGCUAUUAUGAACUGAAACCAAUUGCUGGAAAUAAAUUGACAUUAAGAGUUUAUUGCCGUUUCUUGAAUUCUACACAUGCUACGACUAUUAUUAAUCAUGACACGGAAGAUAGGUUGUAUGUACGGUCGUCAUUUGAUGCUCCAGGUUCGUACGUACGAACCAUCACAUAUGAAGGCAGUUUUGAUCUUAUUGUUGCCGUAAUUGAUGCUUCAGCUUCUUGUCGUCAAUUUUUAAGCUACGAAUGUUCAGGAUCAAGAUUUAAUUUCAAUUCACCAAAACCAAAUUCUUGGUGGAUUUCUAGACUUGGUCGUAAAGAAUAUUCGUGGGGAACUGAUCGUACGAAUUCUUGUGCUUGUUAUCCCAAUUGUAUCUCAAAUUUUCGUUGCAAUUGUGAUGCUGGAUUGAUGUUUAACUGGACAAGAGAUUAUGGCUAUAUUGAAGAUCGAACUCGUCUUCCUAUUCGUCAGGUGGCUUUCGGCGAAGUUUAUCAUAUUGGUCAGCUAGGAUAUGUACAAGUUGGACCAGUAGAAUGUAUGGGCGAAAGCAUUGAAUGGAAAUCACAUUCAAAGAAAAUUAAUUCCGGUUGUCAGGUUGAAUCGUCAAACCUUUUUGAAUGUAACUCUGGACAGAUUAUUGAAUCUAAACAUAUAUGCAUCUAUGAAUAUGAUCAACUACAAUAUCAAAUAGGUUGUCGUGAUGUAUCUCAUUUACGAAAUUGUUCAUCAUUUCAAUGUCCACCAGAUUAUGUAAAAUGUCCGGAUUCUUAUUGUAUACCGUAUCGUUAUAUUUGCAAUGGAAAAUGGGAUUGUGUAGGAGGAUCGGAUGAAAUUGGCUGCGCUAGAUACACCUGUCCUGGUCAUUACAAAUGUGCCAAUGAAAGUUCCUGCGUUUGGCUUCAUCAGCUUUGCGAUGGCUUCCGUCAUUGUCCACUUGGUGAUGAUGAAUGGUUUUGCGAUCUUAAUUGUCCUCGUAAUUGCAUUUGCAAUGGUCAUUAUGUUGAUUGUCGAUAUUCAAACAUAACGACCGAAAUACUGGCCAAUAUUUCGAAAGAAACCCGUAAAUUAGAUCUAAGUGGUAAUAAUUUAGGACCAGAUAUGUCAUUCAUCGAUUUUUCACGCUACAUUUAUCUUGGUGAAUUGAUUUUGCAAAGUAAUCAAUUGGAAAUAAUUCGUUCUCGUAAAUUUAUACAGCUAACUAAUCUGUAUAAAUUAGAUCUACGAUUCAAUCGAAUUCGAGUGAUUGAAGCGGCUGCUUUUGCUGGAUUGCAACAAAUUACUACACUGAUGUUGGAUCACAAUCAUGAACUACAAGAAAUACAUUCUGGUGCUUUUGUAGGGCUAGUUUCAUUACGACGAUUAAACAUUUCGAAUACAAAAAUGAAAACUAUUGUCAAGAAUUCUUUUCUUCAGAUGAGUUCAUUACAGCAUUUAACACUGGUUGACAAUCAAAUCGAUACGAUCGAAAAAGGUGCUUUUAAUGAUCUAAUUUCCUUAAUGUCACUAGAUAUUCGUGGCAAUCCAGUUACGAAUUUUUCUAAAGACAUGUUUGUUAUGUUAAAAUCAUUACGAAGUUUAGCAAGCGAUAGUUUCAAAUUUUGUUGUAUGGUAUCUGGUAUUGUGCCGUUUAGUCGAUGUUAUCCACCACAAGAUGAAAUAUCCGAUUGUGAAGAUUUAUUAUCGAAAACUGUUCAACGAUUGAUUUUAUGGAUAUUAGGCUUCAGUGCAUUGAUCGGUAAUCUUUUUGUCAUUAUUUGGCGUUUUAAAACAUUAAACAAAACCAAUCGUGUCAGUUCAACACUAAUUUUGUCGCUUGGAUUUGCGGAUUUUCUUAUGGGAACUUAUCUAAUCCUGAUUGCUUCUGUUGAUGAAUAUUAUCGUGGUCGAUAUAUUGAAAAUUCAGAUUAUUGGAAAAAUUCUAUAUGGUGUAAAUUGGCCGGUUUUCUGUCAACUUUAUCAUUACAAACAUCUGUAGUGACACUAGUAUUGAUUGCUAUCGAUCGUCUUAUUUCCAUUUCGUUUACAUUUUCAAAUUAUCGUUUUACCGUCAAAUUAACAUAUAAAUUAUUGGCAUUCACAUGGAUUACUAUGUUUAUCUUAUCAUUUGUACCAUUAUUACCAAUCAAUUAUUUUCAAGGACAAUUCUAUUCAAGAUCGGGUGUAUGUCUUGCAUUCCAUAUUACCAUAACUAAAUGGCCUGGUUGGGAAUAUUCGGUUGCCGUAUUUUUAGUGUUCAAUUUGAUUGCCUUUCUAUUUAUUGUUUGUUGUUACCUUUAUAUGUAUAAAACGAUUGCUAUUACGGUUAAAAAACGUCGACAAAUGAUUCAAACAACAAAACAAAUUCGUGAAAGCAAAAUAGGAUUACAAAUGGCAUUGAUCGUGAGCACAAAUUUUCUUUGUUGGUUUCCGGUGAUUAUGAUGGGAUUUUUAGCGUUAGGUGGCAUACACAUUCCAGGCGCUGCUUAUUCUUGGAUAGCGGUAUUAGUGUUACCGCUUAAUUCGGCUACGAAUCCUGCAAUUUAUACAUUGUUACAGUUGAUACCAAACUUUCGAUCACAAACACAACAAAAACGAAUCGAUCAUCGUUUGGCAUCGAUGAGAUCGAUUCGUAUGAAUGAGUCGAAUGGGGGAAGUAUUCGUAGAGCAGCUAAUCAAACAAACGGACAACAAGAUUCGAGUUUUAUAUUAUCACACGUAUCAUCCCCUUUACAAAUGAUACAACAACCAAGUCGACCUCCGGUAAAAUUAUUGAUGCAAGCACCUCCUGGAUAUCAAAAUCUAAACGAAUUUCUUCGUACCAAAGAACCAUUAACAGCCAAAGAUUUAUACGAAAUUUGCUUUUCAUUGAGUAUGAUUUUGAAAGAUUUCCAUCAAAUGGGUUAUGCAUUGGGCACGAUAAACUGCGAGAAUAUUUUUGUUACCAGUCAACCUAUUCUCUAUAUCACUAACUAUAGCAAAAACGAUCAUGAAAUCGACAGCGAAACAAUAACAAAAAGAGAUGAUGAAUAUCGUCUACAAACUUAUAUACCACCAUUCAAUUCAUAUCAAGUACCACGUGCUGCAAUUAGUGAUACUACGUCUGACAACAAUUGCGUAUCGGCAGACGAACCAGACGAUUUUGCCAUGGACAUGGAAGAAUUCGGAAAGGUGAUCAAAAGAAUGUUACAAGUAUAUCAUUCGCGAACAUUAAGGUCACCGAACAGUUCAUUUCAAAGCAUAUCAUCAUUAACGCCAAAAAAUACAGAUCAUAAAGAUUAAUUUAUAUUUAUAAUUUUUUUUAUUUAUAAAUCUUAUCAUAAAAUUUUAUUAAAUAAUAAUUAACAAUGAAUUAUCAAAACUUUU